Messenger RNA from Sphaerodactylus townsendi, 2372 nucleotides. It is a transcript of the gene GSKIP, whose product is annotated as GSK3B interacting protein. NCBI's taxonomy places the organism in Eukaryota, Metazoa, Chordata, Lepidosauria, Squamata, Sphaerodactylidae. The record is from RefSeq and is a predicted model, not a curated record. Bases 262 to 681 code for a protein of 139 amino acids. The transcript has 3 exons. Gene Ontology annotation, biological process: regulation of canonical Wnt signaling pathway. Gene Ontology annotation, cellular component: cytoplasm. Gene Ontology annotation, molecular function: kinase regulator activity; protein kinase A binding.
GGCAAGUGCAUAUAAAGCCACGGGUUUCAUUGGAGUGCAUCAGAAUGAGGGGCAGGUGCAUAUAGAAAAGUAGCGAUUAUGAUCUGGAGUUUUAGUGAAUCGUCAAUGGCUUUGCGUGUUUGGCACUGGCUUUUUGCUUUGAUUCGUUGCCCCGACUUGUCAGCCCAUUCCGGGAAAGGUGGAGUCGGUGGACUAUAACAACUGCUGACGAACAAAUGAUACGAACAGCCCCGGAGAAAACACACACAAAACAGUGCAAGAAUGGAGACUGAGGACAAUCCUAUGGAACUCUCUGAUGGCACAGAAGUGGAAAACCAUUCUGAAUUCAAGGAUUUUGAAGGGACAGAUGUGAAAGACAUGACACUAGAGGCAGAAGCUGUGGUGAACGAUGUGUUGUUUGCUGUAAGCAACAUGUUUGUUUCUAAAAGCCUUCCCUGUUCCGAGGAUGUGGCAUAUAUCAAUGUGGAAACCAGGGAAAGGAACAGAUACUGCCUGGAGCUCACAGAAGCAGGACUUAGGGUGGUUGGUUACGCUUUUGACCAGGUAGAUGACAGCGUACAGAAUUCCUACCAUGAGACCGUCUACUCUUUGUUGGAUUCUGUUAGCCCAGCAUAUAGGGAAGCUUUUGGAAACGCUCUGCUUCAAAGACUAGAAGCCUUGAAGGGGGAUGGACAGUCAUGAUCAAAUCUGCAAUCAAAAAUGGGUUUUAGCAAAGAGUUGCUGCCGCUCAGCGUUCUAAAUAAGUUGUAGUGAGUCCUGGUGGCAAAGAAAGACAAUUACAUGGCUCGUACUCUUUGCUUUGCUUUCAAAACUCCUUGCUUGCUCCAAGACUUGGCAAUGACAUCGCUUGGUAAACUAUAUAAUUGUUCCGAGUAAAUUUCUCAGUCGUUUUUAACAUAUGGCGGUGAUAUAUGCAGUUUCUGGCCUGGUUUAAUUUUUCUUCAGAUUAUCUGGAAAGUGACCGAAUGUUCUCUUGUUGUUUGGUCUCUUUGUAAUGUGGUAUUAACCCAAAGCCUACAUUUAAUAAUGAUGUGAAUGGGAUUCAGUUAUUCCAGCGAUUGGAUAUUUGUUUAAGAUUUGCACAAUCAUGUGUGUUUGCGUUUAGAAACUCUAGCUUUCCUUUAUCAAAAAUAACGAUUAGUUUUUGUAGCUGAACUUCAUAAAAUGAAAAAAAAAUGUUCAGCUCCAUUUCUUGUGCUGUAUAUGGGCCUGGACAUUGUCUUGUUAUUCAAUAGAAUAAUAUUACUGUGCAUCUAAAUAAGUCAUUUAAGAUUUACUUACUAGCAUUUUCAUAAACAUGUUAAGUCUAGUAGUUGUUGGUGACUGACUAGCUAGAUGCAUUAUUUGGUGUGUCCUGUAGUAUUUAGCAAGCUUCAGAUACUAAACAAAGGAUGAACUGUUGGGCAUAAUGAAUGUAUUCAUCAACUAAAAUGCAAAUUAGAUAAGCACAGAGAUGAGGAAUUAAAACGCUGCAUUCUUCACAAAGAUCAUCCUGCAUUGCUUUGGUAAAGUAUUCACGUAGUAUCAAAAUACGCUAUAUAAAAUUGCUUUAUUUACAUGAUGCACAAUAUCUCUAAAAAGUAUUUUUGAUUCCUUAUUUGUUAUACUACAAUAUUACUGUAAAUUGCUCCCUUUUCCUCCAGCCACACCAAUUGUACUGUAUCUUCUUGUCAACGUACAAUUUUAUAUUAGUGCACUGUACUGGUUGAAUACCAAAGGCUGAAACUGGUAUUUGAAUUGGGAGAAAAAUAGUUGUCUUAAGUACAAACCUCCUUAACUCGUAGCGCUGCUUUAACUUUUCAGUGUGCUGUGCUUGGGAGGAGGGAUUUGUUAUAAAACAAAACUAUUGGUUCUCAGCACAUGGAAGUGUAUAACGACACACUUCGUUAGAUAACGCUCAUGCCUUUUUGCUUCUCAAAACGAUGAGCUUACAAAAAUCUCUGAUACGUUGGGCGUUUAUACUUGCCGCACUUUUUAACUCCAUUUGAGUGAUUCUGUGCUACCCUAGCUGAGAAAUCUGGCCCAGCGACUGAAGAACCUCGUAGCUUAGCUGAAACAUUUACUGUAGCUUUGUAUUAAUGCUAGAACUGUAAUAAGGGCCUAUAGUAGAACUUUAUAUUUUGAAGGUAGUGAAUGUUUUCUUACCUCUUUACAAGGCUAAAUGUCUCCCACUUCCCUUUGUUCCUAUAGCCAAUGUAUUUUUGUUCUAAUAAAUUGGGCAGAUGCUGACUUGCACUCCAGACUUGUAGCAUGUGCGUUGAACCUCCGUGAGGAAAAUGUAACUUGCCCAGUUUUAUCUCAGUACUGCCUUGUGAAUAAUGCAACCAUGUUUGUAUGGAGUAUAGUUAAAUAAAGAAACAGAAAAAUGUUAA